Saccostrea echinata is the source of this 4308-nucleotide messenger RNA. RefSeq names its product acyl-CoA synthetase short-chain family member 3, mitochondrial-like. NCBI's taxonomy places the organism in Eukaryota, Metazoa, Mollusca, Bivalvia, Ostreida, Ostreidae. The transcript has 20 exons. The coding region runs from base 35 to 2074 and encodes 679 amino acids. The record is from RefSeq and is a predicted model, not a curated record.
CCGAAGCGGCCUACGGUGAAUUUGUGUCAUAAAAAUGCAUUCAAUAUUUCGAAGUUGCAGGCGAUUGACAGCGCAUUAUAAGCUUAAUUCAGAAUUUCAGAGACGUCGAGAGUGGGUCAGAUGUACCGUGCAUUCACAUAAAUACACGUCAGAAUGCGGACAAACUUAUGAUGACGCAUUUUCCAGGUCGAUCAACAACCCUUCAGAGUUUUGGGGUGAAGCAUCAGAAGAUAUUGUUUGGCACAAGAAGUGGACGAAAGUUUUGGAUGAUUCCAAUUCCCCAUUUACUCAGUGGUUUGUGGGAGGAGAAUUGAACACAUGCUAUAAUGCAGUGGAUAGACAUGUGGAUUCAGGCAAUGGGGACCAAGUGGCUAUUAUAUUUGACAGUCCUGUCAGUAAGCAAAUGGACAAAAUCACAUACAAAGAACUUUUAUACCAGGUUACUCAUCUGGCAGGUGCCCUGAGGAAGCAUGGGGUAGAGAAGGGGGACAGGGUACUGAUUUAUAUGCCCAUGAUCCCCCAAGCUAUUAUUGCUAUGAUGGCCACGGCCAGAUUAGGGGCAAUUCAUUCUCUUGUUUUUGGAGGGUUUGCAGCAAAGGAGCUGGCAGUUAGAAUAGAUCAUGCAGAGCCUAAGGUUGUCAUUAGUGCUAACUGUGGGGUAGAACCUAAUAGAAAUGUCCUGUACAAACCCAUGCUGGAUGCUGCUUUAGAAAUGGCCACCCAUAAACCAAAGAACUGCAUCAUUUACAACAGACCAAUGUUUCCAUUCUGCACAUUUAACAAAGGUCGAGAUUUAGACUGGGAGAUAGAGGUUGAGAUGUCUAAACCAGUAGACUGUGUCCCUGUGGGAUCUAUGGACCCCGCCUACGUUCUCUACACCUCAGGGACAACAGGGCUCCCAAAGGCGGUGGUCCGGCCAAGUGGAGGUCAUGCCGUGGUCCUGAAGUGGUCAAUGUGGAAUAUUUAUGGUCUGAAGCCAAAGGAGGUGUGGUGGUCAGCUUCAGAUCUGGGCUGGGUUGUAGGACACUCCUACAUUUGUUAUGCCCCUUUACUCAAUGGAAACACUACCAUAGUGUACGAGGGUAAACCUGUGGGUACCCCUGACCCUGGUGUUUACUUCCGCAUUCUGAAGGAACACGAUGUAGCAGGGAUGUUUGUAGCCCCUACAGCAAUCCGGGCCAUUAGAAGAGAGGAUCCAGAUGCCUCUUUCGCUCAGAAGUACCUUCCACUGCCAAAGUUUCGAGGUCUGUUUGUGGCCGGUGAACACUGCGAUAAGGAGACACUGGAGUUUGCUCACUCUGUUCUGAACGCUCCUAUACUGGACAACUGGUGGCAAACAGAGACUGGGUGGGCCAUCAGUGCAACUUGUGCAGGGUUAAAUAUGUCCUUGUCCCCACCCUCAGGGGCUGCUGGCAAAUCUGUACCAGGCUGGAAUGUUCAGGUUUUAAGGAAAGACUUCUCACAGGCUUCCACUGGUGAGCUGGGAGACAUUGUUGUCAAGCUGCCUUUGCCACCUGGAGCAUUUAGUACUCUGUGGAAAAAUGAGGAACGAUUCAAAAAGACUUAUUUCGAAAGCAAACCAGGCUACUAUGACACCAUGGAUGCAGGCUAUAAAGAUGGAGAAGGCUAUGUUUAUGUCAUGGCAAGAAGUGAUGAUGUCAUCAAUGUGGCUGGCCACAGACUCUCUACUGGUGCAAUAGAAGAGGCAAUCAUGACAAGUGAGGAUAUAGCAGAGGUGGCAGUGGUGGGAAUACCUGACACCCUCAAAGGACAGGUUCCCCUGGGACUGUGUGUACUAAAGCAUGGAGUGCAUAAGUCUGCAGAUGAAGUUUUAGAUCAUGUCAGAGAUGUAGUGAGAACAAACAUAGGACCAGUGGCAGCCUUCAAGCUCGCAGUCAUCGUCCCCAAGCUACCAAAGACUCGAGCUGGAAAGAUAGCUCGUAGUACCAUAGCUCUCAUGGCAGCUGGACAGCCUUUCAAAAUUCCUGUAACCAUUGAGGAUGACACUGUGUAUCCAUACAUCAGGGAUGCUCUACAACAGAUUGGCUAUGCCAAACAAUACCAGCCACUCUAGAGGACCCUGAUGUUUAUUCUAAACUAAAGGUGGCAUUUGAAGACGCAGGAUUUACUGUGGGUAAUCCUCAAUAAAGUCCACUGACAAUAUGUGUGGCUAUGUGAACUACUAUACACCAUACUAGAGCACCGAGGAAAAAGCAGCAUUGGAAGAUGUCCAUGACAAAAUAAUUUUAACUCAGACUUAUUGAAUGUCUAUAGAAUUGGUUUGGUUGAAGUAAUGUUAUCUGCAUGCUAGGGCAAUGUAUGUUAUUAUCUAUAAUCCUAUAAGUAGUCACUGUAUAUUUAGUGUAUUUUAUUCUGGGUUUGUUAUGAUAAUCAGAUUUUAUACAUGUUAAUGUGUGUCAUACACUUUUUCAGAUUUAUCUAGUCUUCCAGAAAUAGACCAUUACUUUUCUAAAGAUCGCAUAUUAUGUAGAUGUUUAUUGGAAACAUGGAAAUUUACACAUGGGGCUUAUUUAAGCUACAUGUAAUACAUGUAUGUGAUAAGAUGGCUUUUGCAGAAAUAGCCAUGCCCCAACCUCACCCCACCCAUCAAACCCCUUACCAAGGUCUUAAUUCAUAAUUUAUACAAUAACAAUAGAUUAUCAUCCUAGUAUAGCCAAAUUAACCUCAUAUGUAUGUUUAUUUUUUUGUUUUGUUGUUGUUGUUUUUUUUUUUUUUGCAACUAAUAUGCGUACAUUUAUAUCCACUUUUACAAUAUUGAGACAAUUUAAUACUUUUAUUAUUCAUAAUAUAAUGUCAUUUUGUAAACAACAUCUACUUAUAUAUACACAGGUGUGCAGGAAACCUUCACCUGUCCUUUUCAUCUCUCUUGUUAUCUUCAAACACCCCUUAUCUUUUCAUGUCCCCUGUUUUACAGCCUCCCUCCCACACUUUUAUCCCCUUCCACCCUUUUUGUCCACCUUGCCCCUACCCAUUAUUGAUUUCAAAAGAUCUUCUCAUUGCAAUUAAUCUUGUCCAGAUAUGGCAUGAAAUCUCAAAACUGAAUAUAAUCUGUGUGUUUGUGUUUUACACUGGCGUGACUGGGAUAAAAAAUGUUAUGUUAAUUUGUGUGAAAUAUUCUUUCAGCUGUUCAGCUGUAUUUUUAUGUCAUAUGUAUCAUAACUAAGGCACUCUUUUGAUGUCAUAACUUUUGUUACAAGAGUAUUCUCUCUCUCUCUCUCUCUCUCUCUCUCUCUCUCUGAUAUUUAUACCAUUAUAAAGGUACUCUAUGUGAUGUUAUUACCAAUUUACUUUUUCUUGAUAAUAUGGAUGUGUGAUGGGUAAUUAGGAAGAUUCAAGAGAUAUUUUGGUGCCAUAUUGGAUCAAAGAUCAUUUUAAAAGUCAAAAUUAUUGAUAUGCCUGUCAAAACUUGAGUAACAAUAUGUUACUUUUAUGUGGUGCAAGAAUAUGCAAAUAGGUAGAGGAUGGUUAUAAAGGAAGAAGUGUUGUAUUUUAACAGAGUUCAAGGUCAAAAUGUUAAUUGCACAUUCAUAUUGUGGGCCACUAUUUGCUUUUCAGGUUCCCUAAAAUGGUACACAUGUAUGAAAUAAAAAGUACCUAAUACUGCUUGAAAUGGUUGUGAUUCUGUCAAAUACAUGUACAAUUUUGAACAACUAGUACAUAUACUGUAUGCAGGGUUAUUUUCGCCCUUUCACACUUGCAAACAAUUUUGCCCGUUUAAUUUCGACCAGUCACAGUUUUGUUUUAGAAAUUAUACUGUUUUCUUUGAAUCCGCCCCGUCUUAAAUUCGCCCACUUGUGUCUUAAGGCAAAAGGGACGAAAUAGAACGGCGAAAAUUUCCCUGUAUUCAGUAUUACUUGUACUUUAUCAAUGAUGACCAGUAUUCUUUUUCAUUUUUAAGUGAACUUUAAUUCAGACUGUAAAAAUUAAUAGCUUAUCAAUUAACUUCUCUGAUGACUGUUUUUGAUAGGGAAUUUUGGUGUUGGAAGGCACAAAUGGGACAUCGCAUCAAUUGUUAAGUUUAAAAAAUGUUUUUUACUUCCAUGUAUACAUCAUGUUAUGCAAUGAAUGGUAAUUAUGCAAGGCAUCAGAUUUUAACCUAGUAUAUACAAAUUAUCUGUUAUUCAUUGUUUUGUUAGAUGAGCAAAAUUAAUGCCUUAAAAAUUGUGAUUAAAAGAAUGCAAGGCUAGUAUUAUACACAUGUAAUGUGUCAUUUUCUAAUAUAUUUUCUUAUAAGAAUUCAUUUGCUUUUGAUUUAUAUACUCAUCUUAAAUAAAUUUUAGCUGGUAA